UGCGUCCGCAUGUGGGAGAUGAAUUGGAGUCACACGACUGGGUGUUUCCUUCCGAGUGGUUUUGAUUAGCUAUCCAUUAGGGGAGCGUGGAAACUUUUUCUUCUUCUUUUGUGUGUGUGUGUGUGUGUGUGUGUGUGUGUGUGUGUGUGUGUGGCUGAAAGGAUGAAAACUGAGUAAGUACACAGAACUUUGAACUUGAAGCGGAAUGAAACAAAUACAAGCAAAACCCUAGCAGUAACCAUGUCCAUUCAAACCGUGCAUUCCCUUUUUAUGUGAAAAGCCGUGAAUGCUUACAGGAAAGUGGCAAUUUAAAACGGAAUGAAGGGAAGCAGUGAAGAACCAUGAAAGGCUGGAAGCAGGACUGCUCUAAAAGCGGAGGAGAAUGAGGAACUGCUCGGGCAAGCUGGCCUGCAUCCCGCGGUGCAACAGGCACUUUUGGUUUUAACCUAUUGAGCUCUUCAGCGCUGUUUCCAGACUCCAGAUUUACUUUGGUAUUGUUUUCUCUUUUCCUGUAAAGUCUUUGCUGCGAGUUUAAGGAUGUUGUGAAAAUAAGGCAUCACCGGAAGCAAAAGUUUGGCAGCCUGGGGAUACGCUCAGGUUAUUAGUUACCACUAUUAUUAUUUUGAUGUCUUUUUUUAACCCAGGCCAGCCACUUUUCACUGUCAUCCAUGGAAGGGAUCUUAUUAACCGCCUCAGACUUUGGGGACCUAUGAUUCUUUGGCAUGAUCCUUCGGAAAGUUCUUAAGCGGGGAUGGAGCAAGCUUGAUUUAAAGACUGAUUUGUAUUUUUUCAUGCUGACCAAAAAGAGCUGCUAUGACUUUUCCGGCAACGUGGACGGGGGCCAAGUGAAGCUGAGCUGGUCAUGGUCUGUCGUCCAGUGUUCCCUUGUCGUCGGCGAUUUUGCCCCCGGCCCUUCUUGGUGGGCUUGGUGGUGGCAAUCUGUCUCUUCUACCAGACCCUGACACUCCGAGGGACGAGGAAGCUCACAGCCGCUGACCCUGGGGCUGCCCCAAACGCACCCACCAAAACCCAAGCAAGCAGAUGUAAGAAAGGACUCUCCCUGGACAAACAGUGCUUCCUUCUCCCCAGUAAUGCGCAGGAAAUCAGAAAGAUCGAGAAAUCGAUAAAGAUACACUUUGGGAGCCAUGACAGAAGGGCCGUCCUCUACAGGCCUCCUUCCUACAGCAAAAUGGAGUUUCAGCUCCAUCAGCACCUCCUCACUCAGCAUCGCUACUCAGUCGUCAUCGCUGAAGAAAGGCUUGGUGCUGGUCUUGGGCCGGGGCUGCUAGAAAAAGGUGAUUUGGGCUCUUGGGAUCUGCUCAUUUGCCUGUCUUCUAGGAAAGCUGGUGGAAAACCUUGCAUAUCCAAGGAAGACAUGUGCCAGUUAGGUUUACAUCAAAAGGUAAACAUAUUACCAGAAAUACAGCAUCAGCUUUGCAGUAAAGAAGGAUUAUGUCAAAUAAUUAGAAGAUUUCCAGAAUUGCGACUUGUGGUGAGCCCCUCUGUGUGUCUGGAUCAGAGCAUACAGUUAAAGCAGAGUACUCUGAGUGACCUUUUAAAAACAGUGAAGCCACAUAUGUGGAAACCAUGGGACUGGCAACGUGAACAGCUGAAUCAAACAACAGUCCUUGCUCCACAUGAAACAAUCUUUAGAGCUGAAGAACUGUCUGUGAUUCUUAAAGCAUAUGUGUUGGUGACAUCUUUAAGCCCUUUGCGUGCAUUCAUUCAUUCAACUGGCGCAGUUUGGAAUCCACCAAAGAAAAAACGCUUCACUGUCAAGUUGCAAACAUUUUUUGAGACAUUCCUGACAGCCAGUUCACCUCUUCAGGCUUUUGAUAAUAUGAAGGAAGCAAUUAGCAAACUCCUCCUAGCAGCUGAAGUAUUCAGUGAAACAUCUACUCUGGGACCAAAGGCCUUCAAUAGAUGCAGAUUAUGUUUUCAACUUUUAACUUUUGAUAUUGGUUACUACAAUUUCAGGUACCCUGUUGUGCUCCAGGUGCAUGAGCAUUUAAAUUUUCAAGAUGGUGAUAAUACGGAUUUUGAGGACCAAAACACAGAAGAAUUCCUUUUACAAGAUACUUUCAAUUUUCUCUUCUCUAAUGAAUCUUCACUUCCCAUGUUUUCUGAGAUAUUUCAGGGAUUUUAUAUAUCAGGUGUUUUUAAGGGCGAAAACUAUCAAAAGGAACCAAAUCAAUGCCUGUCUUUAGAGGAGAUGCACUCAAUUAUGACUUUCAUAAAGGAACUUGGGAGUUUGGGGCCAUUCCAACUGCUCUUCCCAUCUACUGCUCCUGGGAUUCAGUCUUUGAUGCGUGAAUUUUAUGAUAUGGCAAAUCCUAUAGGACAACCUGGUUCAGUCCUGACUCAGUACUGGUCUCUUUUAAAUGUAUUUGAACAAUUUCGGGUCCUGAAUAAAAACGCACAGCUACACCCACUGGAAUGGGCUUCUUUCACAGAGGAUGAGAACAUUGAAAAACCACAAGUGCCAUUUGAUGCAAUUGAAAAUAAAAAAGCUUCUGUUCCACGAAUUAUGAGUGAAACCAAAGAAGUUCAUUGUAGUAAUGUGCCUGAUGGAAGUUGUACUGAGACACAGGCCUCAGAACUGGAGUCCAGACACCCAGAAGAUGACACACAAUGUUAUAUCAAACAGAUCCUCACACAUCCACAUUUGGAACUGAAUCCUGAAUUUAACCCAAAGAUCAAAGAUUAUUACUCUGAAGUUCCGUUUGACGUGGUAACAGUGACAAUUGGAGCAGAGACUUCUAAUUGUCAGUGCAAGGUGUACCUGCACGAUCGGGCAGGAACAAGCUUUGCCAACUACCCUCUGGGCUUGGGAAUGAACAAAAUCUCAAUGUUUGUGGCAGAUGAGUCUCCAGCACAGGGUGAGACCCUGAUCACGUACAAGCUCACCAUCUACAGAGAAGAUCGUCCAAGUCUGCCCUUGUUUGAGGACUUCUCAGCAUGCGGGUUUGUGCAGCUCACCACUUACGUGUUGGAGAACUUGGACCAGUUUCUCAUCUGUCAGGAUUGUGGUUUGCUGAUUCACCCAGAAGAAGCCUGUGGAUUACAGCCUAUUUCCUCUGACUACAUUGAAGCCAUUUCACAGCCUGAACUAAAGAUCUGUCCAUCUGGGGACACAAAAGGCCAAUGGAUCGUGCCUUGCCUUAGCUGUUCAGACAACAGGACCUGUGACUGGAGAGAGAUAACGUGGCAGCCUCAGAACUGCCAGUACAGCGUUCUAACUAAGCCUCAACUCCAGCGGUGCCUGGGGGGAAGGAAGAUUCUUUUCAUUGGAGAUUCAACCAAUAGAGGAAUAAUGUACUAUCUGAUCGAAAGACUAAAUGAAACCUUGCAAGAAUGGCAGAAGGUCCAUGGCACAAAAUUCUACCACAAUGUCAAUGGUGGGAAGACUUUGGUCAGUUAUUCCUACUAUCCCCAGUUCUGGAUAAGCCCUUCGUUGAGACCAACAUUUGAAAAAGCACUUGAACAUCUCUUGCAAAGAUCACGUCCCCUGGAGAAUACAGGCCAGACCGUAUUGGUCGUUGGUGGUGUUCAGUGGCUUAAUUCCAAUCACCUACAAAUUAUUCACAAGGUUUUGAAGAGGGAAAAUUUACUCAAUAUCCUUGUGAUCAUCAAAACUUUGGGAAUUGGAUUUCAUCUCCCAGUGGAUGGACUGCAUUUCUUGACACAGAGUGAAGUUCAGAACUUAUGGAAAGAAAAUUUGAUUAUUCUGGAUGCUGCAAAGACAUAUGGCUAUGAAGUGGUUGACACAUUUACUAUAACGAUGGGGCGAUACAAAGAGUUUUUGCAGGGGACGUGUGGAUGUCAUUUCCAUGAGGUAGUGAAGUCAAAGUUAUCCAAAGAAUAUCACUUUAUCAGAAUGAAACAAUCAAGAAAUCAUAUUGUGGGAAGAUAUUUCAGCAAUCAAAGCAAACGACAACAAGACUCUGUAACAAAUUCUCAAUCACCAUAUCAUGUCAGAGGUCCAGUUAAUCAGGUUUGCUCUGAAAUCCUUCUCAGCAGGAUGUGUGCAAGUAAAAGGACUGUGUAGACUCCCUGCAGGAGGACUGAACUUGGAAAUGGAAGCAAGCCACUCACCUGGACGUGGUCUAAGAACCAAAUCCUACACAUCACGGGUAUCUUGGAUUGACCACACACUCAUGCAUGCUGGCACACACAUAGACACCAAUGCACACAUGGCUUAAAAAAAAGUAAUAAUAACACUUUUUUUCCUACAGCUUUAUAAGGUCAAUAUAUGCACUUGACAAUCACUUGGUUUCAAGGGGAAAGCUAGAGCUUGAAAAAGGUUACUUGAAGUAUAAUCAUAAAUUGGAACCACUGUGGGCUAGGUAUUGCAUGAUGAUAAUAAGGAGAAAUAUAGACACUUGAAUUAUGUGGACAAAAAGGAUAAUGGUCUUGAGUAUUGUGUUAUCUUCUCUAUCGGUACAUUAAUACUGAAGAGGGGAAAAAAGCAGUUACAUUCCAUUUGCAAGUAGGGAUUGUGCUUGUGUUUUUUACCAGGAGAAAGAGUGAUGUGUACGAUAGCUUAGACUUUGUAAUCUAAUGCUUAGGAAAAACAUUUCUUCCUAUACUUUUUAAAUUUUACAAUUGAAAGGAAAAGAACAGGAAUGCCACACAGGGAACUCGGAGGGAUUCUAGGAGAGACAUAGGAAGUGUAGUAAUUUACAGUUAAAACACCAAUGGAUUUAACUUUGCACUCUUUGUACUUUUCAGUAACAUUCCCUCCUAUCCUGUCUGUGAACUUGGAUAGGUAACUGCAGUCUAAGUUGAUAACAACUGUAAUGUUAAAGUGAGAAACAAAAUGUAGUUCCUCAUGUAUUACUUUAAUGUGUUUUAUUGAUGAUACUACUUAAGAAAGCUUUUGUUUGUUGUUAGAGGCCUAUGUGAUUUAAGGUUACGUUUUAUGUAAAUAUUUUCAAAGGAUUAGGCAUUUGCAUAGGCAUUUAUUUUCAUAAAGCAUUUGUAUACGUCCACAAAUACCAUGUUAUUGGUAACUAUAUUUUGAUUUUUCUCAUCCAAAUUGAGAGUAGGAAUAAAAAUAUUUUUUUAUUAAAACUGUGGCAUACAUAUAUAAAACAUACCUAGUUCUAGUAUCGAGAACUUUCUCUUCUAUAUUUUAAUUUCAAAAUAGUGAAUUUCUUUAUUUUAUGUGUUUUGUUAUAAGCUAUCCCACAGUUACAAUUGUGUUUUAAAGGAUUAUUUUUCUUUUGGGGAAAAAUAAAGCUGAGAGUGUUAUUCAAUAAUGUCUGAAAUUAACAACUGUACAAAUACCUCAAUUUCAUUACCAUACAAAAAAAGAGAGACUAUUUUGAUUGAUCAGUUCCUUGGUAUGAAUAUCCACCUCUUUAAAUACUCUAUUUUUAUAUAUAUUUUUAUAUGAAAGUAAACAUGAAUU
Molecule: messenger RNA, 5413 nt
Organism: Prionailurus viverrinus (fishing cat)
Lineage: Eukaryota; Metazoa; Chordata; Mammalia; Carnivora; Felidae
Gene: CPED1
Product: cadherin like and PC-esterase domain containing 1
Exons: 24
Coding region: 863-4048 (1061 amino acids)
Source: RefSeq, a predicted model, not a curated record